AUGGCUCCAUCCGCUACGAACGGCGAUGCUAUUGCGGCACUCGAAGAAAUCAAAGCCCCUCAAGGUGUUGUGCUGCCUCCGAGAGAGAUCAAGGCUAUCCUGGAAAAGACAGCAGGCUAUGUGGCUAGAAAUGGGAAUGUAUUUGAAGACCGCAUCCGCGAGAAAGAAAAGCACAACCCGAAAUUCUCCUUCCUCAGCCCGAAUGACUCCUACAACGCGUACUACCUAUGGCGCCUCAGCGAGAUCAAAGAGGGGCGAGGGACAGCCGUAGCAGCUGGUCGAGCAGGAGAAGCCGAAGCCGAGAUCGUGAAGCCCCAAGGACCGCCCGAGCCCCCGGAGUUUCACUUCUCGGCGCGCAUGCCGAAUAUCAGCGCUCAGGACCUGGAAGUUGUGCGUUUGACGGCGCUGUUUGUGGCGAAGAAUGGGAGGCAGUUCAUGACGACUAUUUCGCAACGGGAAACGGGGAACUACCAGUUUGAUUUCUUGCGCCCGAAUCACACGCUGCAUAAUUUCUUCCAGCGGUUAAUUGAUCAGUAUACGACGCUGUUGCGGGCGGGUGGGUUGGAUGGAGAGGGGGGUAAGCUACAGAAGGAGAGGAUUAGGGAGUUGGAGGCCAAUGUUGCUGAUAAGUUCCAUGUUCUGGGGCGGGCGAAGCAGAGGGCUGAGUGGUUCAAGUUUCAGGACCAGCAGAAGGCAAAGAAGGAGGAGGAUGCGGAGAGGGAGAAGACUUCAUACCAGCAGAUUGACUGGCAUGAUUUCGUGGUUGUCGAGACGGUCGUCUUCACGGAAGCAGAUGAUCAGGCACAGCUCCCUCCUCCGACCGCGCUCUCGGAUCUCCAGUUUGCGUCGCUGGAUCAGAAGGCUAUGAUGUCUGUCAGCUCGCAUAAUAUGCGUAUCGAGGAAGCUAUGCCGGAGGAUGACAGCUACUAUAACUCCAAUCCCCCACAAUCGCAGCAGAUGGCUCCUCCGCCUGUACCGGAGCCUGCCUACCAACCACAGUACCAAGAUACUCGGAUGCGCAACACAGACGAAGAAGACGAGGAAGAGCAACGUAUCCGCGAAAGGACCGAGGCGAGACAGCGCGCUCAGCAAGCACAAGCAGAAGCCAAGGGGGUCGCUGCACCGAUGAAGAUCAAAGAGAACUACGUUCCUCGCGCAGCCGCCCGAGCAGCUAACAAACAGCACAUGGUGGUUUGUCCGAACUGCAGCACGCAAAUGCCUGCCAACGAAUUGGACCAGCACAUGAGAAUUGAACUCCUGGACCCGAGAUGGAAAGAGCAGAAGGCCAAAGCCGACUCCCGCUUCGCGACCACGAACCUGUCGACCCAAGACGUGGCAAACAACCUCAAGCGGCUGGCCAGCCAGCGCAGCGACCUGUUCGACGGAGUCACAGGCCAGCCGAUUGUCUCGGAGGAGGAGCUGGCGCGGCGAAAGAAGGCAGCCACAAGCUAUGAUGGGGUGGCGCCCGACAAGGGAGAUCGCAGGCUGGACGUCAUGCAGAAUGUCAAUGUGGAGGAGCAGAUCAGGGCCAUCCAUCAGAAGUUCGGGGACAAGAAAUCGUGA
Molecule: messenger RNA, 1563 nt
Organism: Drepanopeziza brunnea f. sp. 'multigermtubi' MB_m1
Lineage: Eukaryota; Fungi; Ascomycota; Leotiomycetes; Helotiales; Drepanopezizaceae
Biological process (GO): mRNA cis splicing, via spliceosome; regulation of alternative mRNA splicing, via spliceosome
Cellular component (GO): U2-type prespliceosome; catalytic step 2 spliceosome; U2 snRNP
Molecular function (GO): RNA binding
Source: RefSeq, a predicted model, not a curated record